Racocetra persica is the source of this 248-nucleotide messenger RNA. The record is from the annotation of a GenBank genome assembly. Lineage: Eukaryota; Fungi; Glomeromycota; Glomeromycetes; Diversisporales; Gigasporaceae.
AUGUAUAAGCGUGGCUAUUAUAGUAAGGGUAGAAGCCCAGUAAAUGCUAAUAUAGUGAAUCAAAAGGGUAACUAUAAAACCUACAAUUCUGCUGGUGAAAUUAUUAAUGAUACUAAAGCUACUAGUAAUAUUAAAGGUGAAGUAUUUGAGUAUUAUUCGAGUCCAGUCAAUGCAGAUAAAGCUGAUAAUCUUAGUCUUGUGAAGGGCGAGGUUCAAACAUCAGCUGUACGAGAUCAAAACUUUCAAAA